This is a messenger RNA of Fusarium graminearum PH-1, 393 nucleotides long. RefSeq lists its product as uncharacterized. The transcript has a single exon. NCBI's taxonomy places the organism in Eukaryota, Fungi, Ascomycota, Sordariomycetes, Hypocreales, Nectriaceae. The record is from RefSeq and is a predicted model, not a curated record. The coding region runs from base 1 to 393 and encodes 130 amino acids.
AUGAUCGAUUCAGCCCCCGAGGAGUUUGCCGAUACAUUAAUCAGCUUCCUACCGCCUGCUGUCAUCGUUCUUGCAAGUGGCUCUGCCAGUGCUGUUGAUGGCAAAUCAGACCCACCAGCUGCGACUGUGGAAGCUGCCAAGGCAUCUCUCUCACUCGACGACAAGCGAACGCUGUUGAAGAAGGUGUUGCGAAGCCCUCAGUUCAACCAGGCUCUGGCAAGCCUCACCAUGGCUAUUCGUGAUGGUGGUUUGCCUAGCAUUGCCGAUGCUCUUAGUGUCAAGGUGCAGGAUGGCGGAUAUCUACGGGGUAGUGGCAUGCCCUUGGGUGGCGGUCAGGCUGUCGAGGCAUUCGUGAAUGGAGUGAAGAAGACUGUCGAGGAGGAGAAGAAAUGA